This is a messenger RNA of Exophiala oligosperma, 1326 nucleotides long. RefSeq lists its product as uncharacterized. The record is from RefSeq and is a predicted model, not a curated record. NCBI's taxonomy places the organism in Eukaryota, Fungi, Ascomycota, Eurotiomycetes, Chaetothyriales, Herpotrichiellaceae. Gene Ontology annotation, molecular function: DNA-binding transcription factor activity, RNA polymerase II-specific; zinc ion binding; sequence-specific DNA binding. Gene Ontology annotation, biological process: positive regulation of transcription by RNA polymerase II. The coding region runs from base 1 to 1326 and encodes 441 amino acids. The transcript is spliced from 3 exons.
AUGACUCUUCGAGCAAACCCCAGUCCGCCGCAUGAGGUACAGAGCAGAAAACGGCGACGAUCUGCUUCUGGGGGUAUUCACGCCCUUGGGAGUCUGGCUUGCCGCCGGUGUCGAUCACGCGAGGUGAAAUGCGACGGAGAUUAUCCUGCCUGUGGCGGCUGUACAAAGGCAUCUACACCUUGCAUCAUCGCCGAUCCAACAGCAACGCGCGAGUAUACUCGAUCUUUGUCCAGUAUCUCCUGCGAGCCAUGCGAAAAUCACGGCACAGGCUCUUCAUUCCGAGCACUCCUCGCUUCUGAUCUUCCCUCAACGCCCCUCGAGUAUCAUGCGCCACAUGAAUUGCCAUCAGAAUCCGAGGCGCAUGCUGCCAGACACAUUGCAGGCGCUGAAGAAAGCAGUGUCUCUCCAGACGAAAUUCUAAAACCUGGUGAAGUAUAUCCUAUGCUUCGUAAGUUUCACGACACGCUCAGACAGUGGCGACUCGACGCCCCGGUUUCCCCAAACUCGUCUUCUGUCUACUAUAUGGCCGAAUUCUACGAGCUUCACUAUCAGAAAGAACGUCUUUCACUUCUGCGCCAGGCUAUAUUCAGGAUGCCCUUUGCAGGCUCCCGCCCGCCGGCCGGUCUACUCAAGUCAUGCGUCGAGGCUGCCGCUACAAUAGCACGUACGUUCGACUCACUUAGACGCCAACCGCUGCUUACGUAUACAAGAUCUUGGACACACUUGAUCUUUUCAUCCGGAUUGGUCCUGACAUUUGCCGCAUUUGCUGCUCGGACUCGAUCUCCGCAAUCGACGUCACACAAUCUUUCUUCUGGAGUGGACGAGGGGUUCUGGUGGGAAUUUUAUCAGAAUCCGAACCCUCUCACGGACCAGGAACUGUUCGAUUUCCUGUCGAUCACAAGCGAGUCACUAUUCUGGCUUUCGGAAAAGUUGAGUGACAUUGCAUUUUAUACCAAGCUGUUUGAGGCCUUAAGACUGGAAUUGGUCACGAUAGCAGGAGCCCGAAGUCGACGAGACCCAGGAGAGCAAAGCGGCACAUCAGACCUUGGCAGGGAGGCUCUGGCCGCGAGUGCAGAUAACGCAUUGUGUUUCGACGCCAUCAGACGCUCGUCAAGAGAAAUUUCCAGCAUGGCCAGUCGCUGUGAAAGGCCUACGCCCGAUGGCCUUUCGUACGACACUUCCAAUGCUAAUGGCUCGUUGAAUGACGAAGCCUUCCUUCAAGAUGGACCCGAAGAACUCUUCGCGAACGCGUUCACCUUCGAUGACCAGAUAGAGGCAUGGGCUGACAUGAACCCCUUCCAGCUCUCAACCUGGCCUUUGCCAUAA